Molecule: messenger RNA, 2094 nt
Organism: Malaclemys terrapin pileata
Lineage: Eukaryota; Metazoa; Chordata; Testudines; Emydidae
Product: solute carrier family 25 member 33-like
Exons: 7
Coding region: 73-1017 (314 amino acids)
Biological process (GO): pyrimidine nucleotide import into mitochondrion
Cellular component (GO): mitochondrion
Molecular function (GO): pyrimidine nucleotide transmembrane transporter activity
Source: RefSeq, a predicted model, not a curated record
UGUGCGGCCCGGGGUGAGCGGCAGGUGCCUGCCGGUUGGAGACAGACGCUCCAGAGGCACAGCGCGGCGGUGAUGCCUUAUCGGAGCACGCUGCUUCAUCUGCUCGCAGGAGGAUGUGGCGGUACAGCUGGAGCCAUCCUGACCUGCCCCCUGGAAGUGGUGAAGACACGUCUACAGUCAUCCUCGUUGACCCUGCGCCCUCUUUGCCUCCCUGAGGUGCAGCUGCAGGGGCUGAAUGGAGGGUUUGUGCGUCCAGCCUUACCCUCCCCUGGCGUGCUCCAGCUAAUGAGGGCCAUCCUGGAGAAGGAAGGAAUCCGCUCCCUCUUCCGAGGCCUGGGUCCCAACCUUGUUGGAGUCGCCCCCUCCAGGGCCAUCUAUUUUGCUGCCUAUGCUGGGGCUAAGGAGAAGCUCAAUGUUGUCUUCGUACCCGAGUCCAAGAAAGUUCAUGUGCUCUCAGCAGUCUGUGCAGGGGUCACCUCUGCCACACUUACCAAUCCCAUUUGGCUGGUGAAAACCAGGAUGCAGCUGGAAGCCAGGGCCAGUGGGGAGAAGCACAGUAACGCUCUCCAGUGUGCCAUACGAGUGUACCGCACUGAGGGCUUGCAGGGAUUUUACCGUGGAAUCAGUGCCUCCUAUGCUGGAGUCUCCGAGACCGUCAUUCAUUUUGUCAUCUAUGAGGCGCUGAAACAACAGCUGAGGGAGCAGCAGCCAUUCCUCCCAACAGCCUUUGCCCUUGCACCGAACAGCCGUGAUUUCUUUGGACUCAUGGCAGCUGCUGCCAUCUCCAAGACAUGUGCCUCAUGUAUUGCGUACCCACAUGAGGUUGUCCGGACACGGCUGCGGGAAGAAGGGUCCCGCUAUCGCUCCUUUGUGCAGACCCUGCGGCUGGUGGUCCAAGAAGAGGGACCCCUGGCUCUGUACCGAGGACUCCUGGCCCAGAUGAUGCGCCAGAUCCCCAACACAGCUAUCAUGAUGGCUACCUAUGAACUGAUCAUCCACUUGGCUACCAAAGUGUGACCUUGAACAAAUGCACCAGACCCUUGUUGAGGCUGCUGGCUGUGCAUGGGAGAGCUAAAGUCUUGUGACUUGACAUGUUUUUCCUGUUCCACAAGGUAGUGCUGUUCACUCCGUAGCAGAAGGCCAGUGUGGUGAAGACCUUGUGUGUGGCAGUCUACCAUCUGCUGACAGGAUGCAGUGCUCUCAGGCCAGAGCAGUGGUUCUGGAUGGUGCGUGACCUCUAGCAUCAACCUCCAGAAAGUGCUCAGAUUCUCUGAGGUGGCAGUAAACCAGCUAGAAUAGGUGCAGUGGGGGCUCCCAGUGCAAAGCACAAGGGCAUGGAGUUCAGUGGGGAAAGAGAUAAAGGAGGAUAAAUAAAUAAUUAUAUAAAACAAAUAAAAUAAAGGGAUGCAGGAUGCCAAUUAAGCAAGUGCAUAUUUCAGCCCUUCCAGUGUCCCCAGCUGGCCAUCCCCAUCACUAGAAAAUACAUGUAUAGUUAACAGCCCCAGGAGCUCCACUCUUCUUGGGCCUGGCCUAUGGACAUAGCUGGACAUGUAGUCAGUGGAUAGGGAGAGUAAACAAAUCUGCAGACAUCAUGCAGCAAAUGGAGAUCUUGCGAUAAGGCCUUCAGCUACUCUCUGGGAUUCUGCACAUAGUCAGGGUCUCUACAUAGAGUCCUACCCCCUACACUGUCUUCUUUCAAGAGAUUCUCCAAACUUAACUGAUAGCCAUCCUAGUGCAUAGUACUUAGCAGGCAUCUUACAUCAUCUCCUUAAGGGAGCAGUCACCUGUGGAAAGAAUCAUACAGCUGAGUAAUUAACUCUGCCUUUCUCUCCUCCUUAGAAGAGAGGCCAGGGCAGGGUGUUAGAACUCAGCCCCAUGUAUCAAGAGAAGCAGGAUGCAUCCUGGCAGGGGGAGCUCUGGCCUGGGCAGCUUGUGUUACUAUAGGCCCCGUCUAUCCCUCUUUCAGGUCUGUUCUCUGCAGGGGCAGGGAAGGAACCUGCAAGGGCCCAGCUCUGCCUUUCUCUGCUGGAGGUACUAUGACAUGAGGAACAGUAGAUAUAAAAACCAAGCUGGAUGCCUGGUGUGUGAAACAUA